Oryctolagus cuniculus (rabbit) is the source of this 10266-nucleotide messenger RNA. Lineage: Eukaryota; Metazoa; Chordata; Mammalia; Lagomorpha; Leporidae. The record is from RefSeq and is a predicted model, not a curated record.
GCGAAGGUCGGCCCCGGCAACAUGGCGGCCCCCUUGGAGCUCACUUGUUGGGGAGGCGGCUGGGGUCUGCCCUCGGUGCACAGCGAGUCCCUGGUGGUGCUGGCUUAUGCCAAGUUUUGUGGUGCGCCCUUGCAAGUCCACGUCGUAGAUAACACCUGGCGAGGUUCGAGAGGCGAUGUACCAAUUUUGACAGCUGAAGACAGCAUUGUUUGUCAGCCUGCAAAAAUCCUCAAUUUUUUAAGGAGACAGAAAUACAACGCUGACUAUGAGCUGACUGCAAAGCAAGGUGCAGACACGUUGGCUUACGUCGCUCUCCUGGAAGAGAAGCUCCUGCCUGCCGCGCUUCACACAUUCUGGGUUGAGAGUGACAAUUACUUUACUGUGACAAAGCCGUGGUUUGCCUCUCGGAUUCCUUUCCCCUUGAGUUUGAUCCUGCCCGGAAGAAUGUCUCGGGGGGCGCUGAACAGGAUUCUCCUGACCAGGGGAGCGCCCCCCCUCUACCAGCUCCAAGAGGUGGAAGCACAGGUAUGGUCCGCAUUGCUCUCCGAGAAGGGGCGAGAGCGCGCCCAGAUCUACAGAGAUGCCAAGGAGUGCCUCAACCUUCUGUCAUACAGACUGGGGACGUCUCAGUUUUUCUUUGGAGACACGCCCUGCACCUUGGAUGCCUACGUUUUUGGCUUCCUCGCACCGCUGUACAAAGUUCGGUUUCCUAAAGUCCAGCUGCAGGAGCACCUGAAGCAGCUCUCCAACCUGUGUCGCUUCUGUGACGACAUCCUCCACAGCUACUUCAGGCUCACUCUCGGAGCGUUUUCCUGCAUGAACAGAAAUCAGCAGCAGAUUGAUUUUGGUGAGGUACACUCCCCUGAUUCUACUCCCUGAAAACCGAUUGCAUCAGACUGGAGGUAUCGUAAAUAGAGGGCACCUGUCACUUUGGAUAGGAUACUUGACAGUGUGGGGCCUUGUGCUUAAGUCACUGGCAUACUAAAUUUGUAUUGGGAAAGAUGGCUGAAGCUGUCUUUUUAAGAAACAAAAGUGAUAAAGAUAACUGGGUUAGGUGGGACCAUAGGCACAUGCACACACACAUAUAUUUUGAGUGGGUUUUGUGAUUUGUAUAAAGGGAGGGGUUAAUAAUUUGGGAGUCAUACAAUUAAAUAACACUUAACCUUGUUACUUUGAGCAGUGGUUAGCAAACCUGCCUACAUGACAGAAAAUCUUGGGUCCUAUUCCAGAUUUACUAACAUGGCCUCUCGGGGAUAGACCUCAGGAAUUGGAGUUUUUAAGUCCCUGAUACUUCGCAUGCCUGCUGGGUAGCUAUCUGGGGGUGACCGUCUUAGAAAGCUGUCCAAGGACCUAACUGAAGUGUGGGGAGGGGCGGGCCCGAGGACUGCUUGGCUCCCUGCAUGUCACCCGACAUGGUCUGCUUUGCAGACACGCUUUAUCCUUUUGUUAAUAUUUGGUUUCCGAGCUUUCCUGACCUUUGUAACUGUGCCUUUGAACCCAGAAUGGUUUUUCUCUGCAUCCUGGGGGAGGGCGGGGCAAGUGGCAGAGUGGGUGGACCCCAGAUCUUCCCGGCUGAGCAGCUCUAAAGGCUUUCUUGUCUCCUGUCCUCUGGUUUCCGUCCUGGCUUUUUAGGCACCCCUCCAGCUGGGCCUGAAUCGGUAGACGCCAAUCUGCGGAAGCUCACGCAGCUGGUCAAUAAGGAGUCCAACUUGAUUGAAAAGGUCAUGUUUCCAUCACUCAUUGUUUCCUAGUAUAGUGUUUUUUCUUUCUGCCAUUAAUAUUAUCAUUCAGGCCACGUAUUCACUGCCCAACCCUCUCAGUUUUUAGUUUACUUUCCAGAAAGCUAUUUAAGUGGACGUUUACUAAGUUGCAUAUAAUGUUGUGUCAAAGCCAACAGUGGUCUGAUCACUUUGGGAGAUCAGAUAGAGUUUACUUUUGCCUCACAGUUAGUCCUUUUCAAGCUGGGAAUACAAAAUGUUGGCGUUAGAAAACCAGAACAAAAACCCAUCCUGCUUGCUGGUCUGGGCUGACGUCUGAGGGCAGCUGCCUGUGCCGGUGUGCUCCUAGUGUCGCGCCUCAGUGUCUGUCUGUGUUCCAGGAGACCUGUUUUGCUCCUUCUGUCCUCUCUUCUUGAAAACGUGCCCUGUGCUUUUCCCACCAGGUGGGUAUCUUGACACUUGAGGCGGUGUCUUCUUUGUGAGUGAGAUGUUGAAGGACUGGUAGGGCUGACAGCCAGGAGUGGAGAUGUGGUUCUCAUUGGGAAAACACAGGGGAGAUCUGCACAUUUCUCAGUAAACAAGUGGGGUGACGUGGCCAGAUAACCCAGGCUGGCCGUGACAGGCCUCAUGUUAGCUGAGCAUCACCCAGCUAUGCGCUGCCCUCAUGCAGCUCUGUGCAGGCUCACCUGUGAUCAUGGCCAUGUCCCCACGGGGGUCCUGAAGCUUUGCAGUCUCUGUCACCUAGCAUGGUCCCUAGCUCUGGGCUCAGCUGUGCUCUCCACUGGGCUCUGCUCUCUGGCAGCCCACCCACCAUCCAGUUCCCUGGAGUGUCCACUCCAGGAGUGCUCCGAGGCAGGUCUCCAGCUCUCGUUCUCCCGAUGACCUUCUGGUACUUUCUGUAGUGUUGCGCAAAUUGUUCCAGUUUGAGAGGUAAGUAACACUGGGUGGCAAGAUUGUGUGAGGUCACGUUAUUGAAGUUUUGGUAAGCCCAGUCUGUCUGAAUUGUUGGCUCCGUCCGUAAGUGUCAUGUGAGAAAAUACAUUGAACGCGGAGUGUGCGGAAUUCAAGCUCACCCACCUGUUAGGUGAGGGCUGUCCAGUACCGUUUCCGUUUUUUCCCUGUGCAGGUUCAUGACAGGGGAAGAGAGCUGUGCAGCCCCUGCGUGUGCAGGGGGAGGCCAGAGCACCACUUUGUGCGCCCCCGUCUCGGGCCCUCAGCAGUGGAAGCGUCCUGGCCCAUCUCAGUCACUCUUCCUUCCCAGACACCCUUUUGCUCACACUUGAUCUGCCGUGGGAAGUGUGGGGUCUCCUGUUGGCCACCAGACACAGGAGCAACAAAUCCUGCUGGCCGCUGCUAUAGAGGAUUUGUUUGAGGAUGUUAGUUCUCACUGGAAGGAAAAGACAUCUUCAGUCAGUUAAUUUAAAUAGCUCCUUGGUAGUACUUUUCUCUUGGAAGAUGAAAGGUUCGUCUUUUAUUCCCGCUCCUUUCCCACGAAUCCUGUGUCCCUCUGCUGAAAUGUUCCCUGCAUGCUUUGUAGGCACAUCCUGAGAGGAUGAGGCAGAGGGUCACUGUUCUGCAAGCCGGCAAGGCCCAGCAAAACACCUGCCCCCAGGCAGGUAACAUGACGCUGUGCCCGAUGUGCCCCGGUUAGAAGUGGUUUCUCACAGCCUCCGUGUUUCCCAGGAUGCAAAGCGAUGCUCUCUGGGCAAGCCAACACUCGUGGGCAUCGUCUUAAUGUGCCCACGUUAGUUGGUUUCUCCCAGCAGGCCUGGGAUUUGUCGAGUUUGGAGGCCGCUGGGUGACGUCUGAAUCCCGUCUGCCUCUUUUCCUUGCUUCAUUUGUCCACGGACUGCAGGCGUUGAAGAGCUGCUCUCUGAGUGGAUGCGGUCAUUGUCACAGAGGCACGGGGGCACUCGAGAGAAGGAUGGUGCUGCAGUAGGAAGGCCUGGGUUCAGGUUACAGUCUCGGCUCUGAAGCCAGCGUCGUGACCUGGGCAGAUCACUGCUAGUUCCCAGUCUUGCUGGGCUUGUGUGCAGUGCAGAGAGGGGCUCUGGCUGCCUGUUCUCCCCAGCGUGUGGGGGAAGGAGUGAGGUACGCGCGCUGCUUUGUAAACUAUGGCGCUCAGUGUUGCAGGAUUGCUUUGCCUCUUAUUGUUGAAGUCCCCUUCAACCGGGUCAUGCCGUGGCCAAGUCCAGUGGAAGUGUCGUCUUAUGGACUCAUUAUUUUGUGAGGGUAUCGAGGCUGAGCGCAUUGCUUUUUCCAGAUACUGAGUCGCUGGUGUUUGAGGUAUGACUUUCAGAUGGUCGGAGCUUACUCGGAGGAGAGGUUCCUGUAGCCGUCCUCGGAGCACCUGGUUCCGUACUGUCCUGGACGGCAGUGCGCAUGGGGCGCCGCGGGCCACGUGAGCAGUGCCAGGCGUGAGUCAGACGACCCUUUUGUACUUUCUGCAGAUGGAUGACAAGCUCCGCCAGAGCCCUCAGCUGCCUCCUCGGAAACUGCCGACACUGAGGCUGACUCCGGCAGAGGAAGAAAGUAACUCCUUCCAGCGGCUGUCGCCCUGAUGGCCGUCACGCUUUGCGCGCCAAGUCAGAUGGUGGUGGUGGUGGUGAUGCACACUAGAGGUGUCGAGGCAGAGAGAAAACACCUCUUGUGGGUGUAGAGAAGAACAAAAGGAACCUUUUCUGACUUUUUAAAGUUAGGACGCCUGUGUUCUGGCUUGGCCGUGCGUUUUCCAUAAUGCAGGUGAAUGCUGAACAAGUUUGGUGGGCGGGGAAGAGCACUUUGUACUGUACAUAAAAGCCCGCUUUGCCUGCGGGCCACGUGUUGCUGACCAAAAGCUGAAUGUGUACUCCUCACUUAUCCCAGCUCAUUUGUUCAGUUUAUUAACUUGAUUUUCUUAGACAAGGCUGAAUUCUAAUAUGUGGCUGUUUGGCUGAGGCGUUUUUCCCUUCAGUUCAGAAAUCUGAUGCCUGUUAGAACAGGAAAAAUGUAAGUUACUUCAGUAGAAAAGCCUGUGUUUAACUGAAAAAGGAGGAAUACGCUUUUUCAUUAUGCUCUCCUAAGUGUGCUCUCCUAAGUCUGGGUCCAGUACCACAUCUGUCACUGUUGACGGCGGCCGAGGACAGCAUACUUCUGACGAGGUGCCCUUCGCUGCAACAGCGGUGUCUGCUGGCGUGUCCAGUAGAGAUCAGCAAGGGCUCUCAGCUUCCUGGGCCAACAUGGCGACUUUAGACCCGUGUAUUUGCAUUGCAUCUCUCACCCGCUCAUCUCUUUCCUGUCUUGACUCCAGGAAAACUGGAUGUGGUUGAGCAUCGUCACUUUGCUAGGCUGCAAAAUCCGGGCGCUCGCGCAGUGGGUUGGCAGGAGAGCAGAGACACCGCCUGCACCUGGCCCCAGGCCCCUGGCCCCUGUGUGGGGCUCGGGCCUCAUUGUUUCCUAGGGCGCAGCUCACACGGUCAGAAAGCCCCUGACACCAAUGAUUUUCCAUAUACUCUAGCUGCAGUUGAGGGAUCCGAAGGAAUAUCCGAACUGGCACAUUUUUAAGAAUAUUUCUAUUUAAUGGUUGUUGAGCUGUUGAAGGAUUGGCUGUGUGGCAGUUUUGCCUGUAACAGAAACUUGCUUAUUUUAGUGGUCGAGGUGCUUCUGCUGUCCUGCAACCACUUUGGGGUUUUUAAAAUGCCUGCGCGCGUUUUGCUGAGUGCAUUAGAAGAUGACCACGAUGCGCGGCCGGUCUCACCCAGUCCCUCGGCCACGCCGUCAGGAAAGCAAGCUCUGUAGUGAGGAGUCUGCUAACGUGGCCGAGUGCGCGCCCGUGUUUGGCCUCCACCCUCUUUAUACAGGAGUCUUCCAGCCUUGUAAAUAUUUCUUCUUGAGGGGUUUAAAUCAAAUGAGAAGCAGGUAGUCUUCAAAAUCUGCCUCAUCUGUUUGGGUGCAUUUAGGGAAAGUACCUAAUGAACCUCGCAUUACUUCUACGGCGGUUGCAUUCACGUGUGUGUGUGUGUGUGUGUGCCCUUUGUCUUCUAAGGCAGGUUAUUAGAGUCCAGCAAUCUGAAAUCUGUGAAGAUAUUUUAUACUGAAAAUCAUGACCAUGAGACUCUCUCGUUCUCUAGGAUUGAUGUGUAUUGGAGAAACGUGGUUAACACACUAAUCAGACAUCUGUUUAUGCUUUACUCAGGAUUAGUCAUUUUCAAUUAUGAUUUAUAGUAUGCCUUCCAAAAAGCAUUUGGAGUGGCUUAUAAUUGUAAAACAUAUGUAAAACAGGAGAAUUAUAAUUAGUUUCUGGAAAAAAAUUAAAAAGUUGUAGGAGAAAGAACUAUGGCAGCAUUACAGAUUCUAGAAUUGAAUGGCGAAUGUAGCUCCAAGUCAGAAGAUAAUGCUGGGCUGUGGAGUUUUUUCUUUCAAUAAAACUGCAUAUGUCCAUGACAGAGAAAAAGCUAUCUGCAUAUUUGAAGAAUGUGAGAGAUCUUGUUCUUAUGGCGUGCAGGCUUCAACCAGAAAUGUAAUGUUUCCUGUCCUGAAAUUUUAACCAAAUGAGGUCAUUUUAUAAUAGCAAGUAUUUAUCCUUUUCAGUGGAAGGGAUGACUAUAAAUAUGACUGAUUGGCUUUUUGGUCAUCCUUGUUUUCAGCUGCCUUUGGCCUUAUAUUACAUAGUCCAUGAAGCUUUAAGACUCCUUUUGCUAGGAAACAAAUGUGAUAGAGGUAUGGAUUUUUAUGUGGGGCUACUUAGUUGCGCUUUUGUUAUGGAAGCAAAUGAGAUAAAAGAUGUUAUAACUGAGCACAAAAUACGUCAGAGACCAGCUUUAGGAAGCUGUUGAAAGGAAGAAUUUUUCAGGCUGACCAGAAGGCUUGUGACGGCCUGGAGGGAGUCGAGUAUGCUGAGCUAAAUGGUCUACACUCUUACACACAGCAUUGUGCACCGCCGUCUUUCAGAGGUGAUGGUGGAGAAUAAUAGGAUAAAAGGGAAUGUGCUGGUGGUGGUUCUUGUUGACAGAGAAAGGUUGGAAAAAAGGGUCAGGUAAUUCCUCUGUGAUGCAUAUGUUCUGUCAACAAACUCACCUAUCAAUCAUCGGAAAAAUAGAUGGUUUAAAUAGCACCAAAGAAGCUGUAAAGAACAAUGAGGAUGGUCAUUUAACCAUUCUUUCUGAUGGUGUGUGACGGGGGCAGGGAGCGGGCCUUUGGCACAGGGACACCUGCCUCCCCUGUUGGAGUGCUUGGGUUUGAGUCCUGACUCUAUUUGUUGUUCCAACUUCCCACUAACAUACACCCUGGGAGGCGGCAGGUGAUGGCCUGCUGCCCGGUGUGUGUCUGCCGGCCAUAUGAGAGACCUGGGUUAAUUUCCAACUCAGAGUUUCAGCCUGGCCCGGCCUUGGCCAUUGGAGGCAUCUGGGGAGUGAGCCAGCAGAGAGGAGAGCUCUUUCUGUCUGCCUUUCAGACAUUUGGCAUUAGCAAAUCAAAUUUCAACUUAGGUGUUAGUACAUUUGUUGGGGUACUGGAGGAUUAGAGACUUCAUAGGAGCAAGCAUUUAAUUUCCAUUUGUAAUUUCUAUUCAUUUAAUAUUGCUGGUUGUAUUAACGUGAAGGGGUGGCGAAGGCUGUUUCAAUCAGAGCUAUAUUAAAAUCUUCACAAGUCUGUAAAAAUGGAAAAAGCUGAACAUCAAAAAAGGGCACAAAUUAGAAAAGCUAUUUGUUAUAGUAGUUUUGUGUGAUAAAAAUGGUAUCUGAGUUUGCUAAUGGGUUCCCUCAGCACUUCCUGCAAAAAUAUGCGGCUUUUCAUAAACUCAAAAACAUUAAUAUUUUAAAAUCCCACUGUAAAUAUAAAGACAGGAGGCUGGGUAGGGAGUGCACCAAGGUUGCUAUGCUAUUUUUGUUAUUUGCUGGGAGUCUAUCAUUAUUUAAAACAAAGUUUUCUUAAAAAAUAAAUUCAGUAGAGUAAGCCUACCAUUAUCUACAUAACUAUGAUUUGAGAUUUAAUGCUCCAUACUAUCUAGUUUCAGAUGAAUAAAUUAUAACAAAUUGAGUUAAAUUUGUUUCAUUCUUGAGUUUGAAUGAAAAAACAAAACAAGAAAUCCUCAGGUUUAUAACAGAUGCUUCUCCACAGACCUUUUUGGCCUUACUAGACAAACGGCCCAACACCAGGAACUCCUUUCCCUGGGGGUAGCAAAAGCCUGGGAUCUCCUGUUUCUGAGUCUCUUCCCCCUGGGCUGACCUCUGAGGGUCAAACGUGUUGCUCGCCCCUUGCCCGAGUCAGCCGGGCCACACUCGGGUGCAGAGGCCGCGACGUGUACGAUGCCUUUUGUUUGACGCUCCAAGGGAUUUGUCUUGGUGUGGUUGUCUUGUUUACUGAAGUCCUGAGUGGAGCCACAGAAGUAAUCUGCAGUGUGACGGUGGUCUUUGGAUGUGUUCUUGGCAUUAAGAAUUGGUUUUUGUCUCUUUUUUGCUGUUUUUCAGCUUGGUGGGAUGUGUUUACUUUUCAGUGUUUUCACAUUUCUUAAGCAGAUUUUUAAAGAAAUUUGUUAUUACAUGAAAUCAGAGGACAGAUCCAUAAUCUGGUUUUCCUCAAAGGUUUACCUGAAAUUUUGUUAGACCUUCAAAAUGCCGAUGUUCAAAACGCUAUAAGGAUGAAAUUUUUGCUUGUUGAUAUUUAAGGGCUUGCGAAAUUAAUUUAACCCCAAGCUCUUGUCUAUUGGGAUGCAGUGCAUGUCGGAGGCCUGGCCACCGGCCCUGCUCUUGCAGCCCUGGUGAGGGAGGCAGACAGGCACUCACAGAAGGGUUUUGUCCAGGACGGGCGCCAUGGAUUGCUGGUGAGAAUUCCCGUUCUCGAGCAGUGCUACUACGAAGAGUGACUUUGGGUUGAGAGAGUAGAGGGUGACGUUGUGAGAGAAGAUUACCCAGAGCAAAACAGCAAAACAAGUCCUUUUAGAGCCUCCUUAUCACUCCUCUGGAAUUAGACUGUAAGAUCUUUUAAAACAUCUUCUGAAUUCCCCAAGAAGCCGUUGCUCAAGGUGUGUCUUGGCAGAUGGCAGGGUAGCUGGAUGGGCUUCCACGGCAGGUUAGCUUCCAUGGCUGGUGAGGUAGGCCCUCCUUCUUGUGGACUUCAAGUAGGUGGCUUGUGUUCUGAGCCUCCGCUGGGGGACAUGCUUGCCUGCAGUGUUUGUGCUUGUCUGUGCUGGCUGGAAGCUUUCUUACUCCGAGGCCCCCUGCUGAGCAUGCUGGAGUGGGAAGAGACAGGCCAGGCCAUCCCCACGUGGAGCUGAGGCGGCAGACAGCCCAGUUAUUGAGGCACUGGCAGGCCACAGUGGGGGCCCAACCCCGGUGUGCGGGGAACAGCCGUCAGAGCUGGUGUGCUCAGAGGACUGGCAGGGCCCUGGGUGUCCUGAGACAGAAGGAAGCGGUUUGUAAUUCCAGAACAGUUUUCCCAUUCUUUCAUGAUUGCUUUUAAAGUGCCAGGAAGGCGGUGGGUUUGGGUAGCAGGAAAGUCACAUUUAAGCCAGUUCUGCCGUGCAUGUCAUGAGAAGUCUGGGGUUGCUUCAGGGGCAGAGUAAAGGCCGCUCAGUGUUUCAUGUUUCAUUCUGUCCCGGGAGGGGGUGGCCAAACAAGGACUGUGCGCAUGGGCACGUGUGUGCGUGUGCAUGCAUGUACACCUGCGUUCUCUGGGGCGGGGCUUGUGGUUUUCAUUACAUUCGCAGCAGAUUCUGCCCUAAAAAAUGUAGAUCUCAACAGGCCUCCAAAAGUGAGAAGGUUAACGAAAUACGGACAGCCGAUCACUGCACGGGAACGGGGCUGUUGCUGCCUGUUGCAGUGUACGCGGCUGUGGGUUUGCAGUCCUCCUGCUGGGCCUCACUGGGUCUGAGCUUCUUUGGUUUUGCGUCCCUGUGUCAUGAGGACCGUCCAGCCGCACUCAGAGCAGUUGGCUCUCUGCUCAGAUCCCUGAGUGUUGCCCUUUCAGUCCGAGAAAUGCCUUUAAUCAUUGCGUUUACAUGGCCUACGCCCUUGGAAAUCACAAAACGCGGCCUGCCAGGGACCACGGCAGCCUUCCGGGGGCUGUGCCCUGGAGCGGCCGUGCUGGCUGCGUCUCCUUCAGCGAGGGCCUCCUGGUCCUGUGGAGAGGGGCAGGUGCGCUCAGCCUUCACAGACAGAGGGGCGAGCUUUCCUCCUCAUCUGCCUCUCGUUUGUAUUCUGUGAAACAGGAAGUGACGUCCUCCUGUUUCUGUUCAUCUCAGAGUGGGCAUCUGUAAGGUAACGGGCCUUCGGCAAGACUGACAGUCGAGACAACAAAUAAGAAAUACACAUGCAUAUGCAUAAUGGUUGUUGCACCAUGCUUAUCUCUGAAUGGUAAACUAGUGUGCAAAUAUUAUAGUUUUGUUAUAAUCUCCGCGUAAGCAGCAUUGGCCAAAAUUCCAGUAAGCUAGCCUUGCCUAGUGUGAAUGUAUUUUACUCAGAGACAAUGCAUAAACACCCAGAGGUGGUGAUGGUGAUCACUGUUGUAAACAUUUUUCUGAUAAAUGGAUAUGAUGUCAGAAGUUAUUUUCUCAAUAAAACGUCAAACCGCC